Molecule: messenger RNA, 833 nt
Organism: Phytophthora infestans T30-4
Lineage: Eukaryota; Oomycota; Peronosporomycetes; Peronosporales; Peronosporaceae
Product: cytochrome b ascorbate-dependent protein, putative
Exons: 4
Coding region: 93-833 (246 amino acids)
Molecular function (GO): oxidoreductase activity
Source: RefSeq, a predicted model, not a curated record
CCAAGAUCUGGAAAAUGAGUACGAUGGAGCUUAUUACGCGCGUUCUGGCCCAUAGUCUACCGGUGCUGGUGGUGAUUCUCAUCGGCUAUUGGAUGGGGAGCGGACUCACAGCUUAUGCGGUCAAAGACGGCGUGGUGACUGCUAGAGACACUUCGGGCUUUUUUUUUUCGUGGAGUCACGGAGACGCCCGGGUGUUCAAUUGGCACCCGCUGCUCAUGAGUUUCGGCUUCGUCUUCUGCUCGAUGCAGGCGGCUCUGGCCUACAUCUCGUUGCCUUUUAGCCAUAAAGUUAACAAGCGUAUCCACUUGUCGCUGCAUGCUCUGGGCUUCCUGAGUGCGGUGCUGGGGGCUGUGGCUGUUUUCCGCUUCCACAACGAGCACAGCAUCACCAAUCUCUACAGUCUUCACAGUUGGCUCGGACUUGGCGUCUUGAUCCUCUUCUCCGCGCACUGGUUGGGCAGCUUUAUUGUGUUCUUCUAUCCCGGCGCGGAGAAGAAUGUUCGUGCGUCUAUCGCUCCGUACCACAUUGGGGUCGGACUGUCCAUUGUGGGGCUUGUAGUCGCGACUAUCGAAGCAGGUAUCCUGGAGAAACUGGCGUUCAACGGCAGCUGCAACGUGAACGGCGAACUGAACGGCGAGCCUGUGAAGGGCUACAUGGCGUCGGAUUGCGUUCUGGGCAACGUCAUUGGCUUGCUGGUGGCGCUGAGUCUCGUUGCGCUGGUUGUCACGAUCUGGCACGCGAAGCACCAGGAACCGGUCAAGCAGGUGGGAGACGAAGCCACUCCGUUGUUGCUGGGCAGCUCGGGCGAUGAAAGGACGGAGAUCUCGGUCUGA